AUGAAACUAGUCAAGAGUAGCGACGAAAAUAAUAAGCAUUUUUACCUGCCUCACCAUCCGGUUAUAAAAGAGACAAGCUCAACAACUAAACUACGAGUCGUGUUCGACGGAUCAGCCAAAUGUUCCACUGGAUUUUCGCUUAAUGACUCUCUUUGUGUGGGACCUGUUAUCCAAGAUGAGUUGAUCACGCUUGUACUGCGCUUCCGAAAACACCAGAUUGCUCUUGUUGCUGACAUCGCCAAGAUGUAUCGACAAAUACUGGUGCAUCCGGAUGACACCCGCUUCCAACGAAUUUAUUGGCGAUUUUCUACCCAAGCUCCAAUACAACCCUAUGAACUCCAAACGGUAACAUACGGGUUAGCACCGUCUUCCUUCCUCGCCACAAGAACUCUUGUACAACUAGCAACUGAUGAAGGGAAAUCGUAUCCUCUAGGAGGUCCAGCAUUACGUAAUAAUUUUUAUAUGGACGAUUUUAUCGGUGGUGCUGAAACUAUAGAAAAGGCUAUCCAAUUACGAAAAGAAUUAACGGAAUUGCUUGCUAAAGGAGGAUUUGUGCUACGCAAAUGGUCAUCCAAUCGACUGGAGGUACUGCAAGGACUAGAUAAAGACGCCAUUGGGACUCAAUCCGCUUUGCAUUUUCAUCCAAAUGAAACUAUAAAAACAUUGGGUAUAAGCUGGGAACCCGAAAACGACUUUCUGCGAUUUUCAUCUCACGUAUAUGAAACCGAUCAGCCAACCACAAAACGAUCAAUAUUAUCAUCAAUUGCAAAACUGUUCGACCCAUUAGGACUCAUUGCUCCCAUCAUCGUCAAAGCUAAAAUUAUGAUGCAAGAGUUGUGGUUACUCGCCUGUGAAUGGGACGAACCUGUACCUGAAUCCAUGAGCGAAAGGUGGAGGAAAUAUUAUAAACAACUACCCCGCAUUUCCGACUAUCAAGUAGACCGAUACGCUUUUCUUCCUAAUUCAGUGAUUCAACUUCACACGUUCGCCGAUGCAUCUGAAUCUGCAUACGGUGCAUGUACUUACGCUCGCUCUGAGGACAAUAAAGGUAAAGUGAAGGUGCAGUUGCUAGCCUCCAAAUCCAGAGUAGCCCCGUUAAAACGACUUAGUUUGGCCCGACUAGAACUAUGCGCAGCAGUUCUCGCUGCCCACUUGCACAACUGCAUAAAAACCGCUAUUGAUCUCGACGUGACUAAAUCCUACUUUUGGUCGGAUUCAGCUGUUACUCUACAGUGGCUGCAAUCACCUCCUAAUGUCUGGAAAACAUUUGUAGCCAACCGAGUUUCGGAGAUCCAGCACUUCACACACGGUGAUCAUUGGAAUCAUGUAUCUGGGAAAGAGAAUCCUGCUGACUUAGUGUCACGAGGAAUGCUGGUAGAAGAUUUUCUUAAAAGCCGAUUGUGGACUCACGGACCAUGCUGGUUGUCACUUCCACCAAAUGAGUGGCCGAUUUCUAACCCGCCGAAUGUAGCUGAAAACCAAUUGGAAAUGAGAAAUAUUGUUGCGACCAUACAAACUUCACCGUCUGUUCAUCCUUGGUUCUUACGCUGGUCUUCAUAUAACCGACUUCUUCAUGUAAUCAGCUACUGUAUCCGGUUCGUAAAUAAUGUUCGCGCAAAGUCUCGGACUGAUCGAUCACCAUCCAAACCAAAUUGCCUGUCACUUACCGUUCCUGAGUUGCUGAAAGCAAAAGCUUUACUAAUUUGCCUCGCUCAACAUGAUUCAUUCCGUGCCGAAAUAGAUAGUUUGAUGAAAAAUAUGCCAAUACCAAAAAAGUCCAGUAUGCGUAAAAUGAGCCCCUUCCUGGAUUCAGAGAGAGUGUUGAGAGUGGGUGGACGUUUGAACAUGUCAGACUUGCCUUUUCAAGCCAAGCAUCCAGCCAUAUUACCUGCCUUUCACCCAUUAACACGAUUGUUAGCACAACACUUCCACAUCAAAACCCUUCAUGGCGGCGGGCGUUUGCUUCUAACCGCAAUGAGAGAAGAGUACUGGCCACUACAAGGCCGUAGACUCGCCCGGAGUACUGUCCGUAACUGCUUCCGUUGUACCCGUCUAAACCCUAUACCUCUUGAACAACAAAUUGGCCAGCUGCCUGCCCAGAGAAUAAUGUCAAGUAGACCAUUUAACGUUACCGGAAUAGAUUACGCCGGACCGCUGUACCUGAAACCCACGCACAGACGCGCUGCCCCUGCAAAGGCUUAUAUAUGCGUCUUUAUAUGCUUCACCACGAAAGCGGUUCACCUUGAACUGGUUGGAGAUUUGUCAACCCAAGCAUUUAUCGGUUGUCUGCGAAGAUUUGUUGCCAGACGCGGUCGCCCGUCUCACUUGCAUUCGGAUAAUGGUAAGAAUUUUGUCGGCGCAAAGAACCAACUAAAGGAAUUGUUUUACUUGCUACAAAAUGCGGAAGAACAACAAAGAAUUAGUUCCGCCUGUGCCGAUGAAAACAUCACCUGGCAUCUUAUUCCCCCUAGGGCGCCGAACUUUGGCGGUUUGUGGGAAGCGGCAGUGAAGGUUGCGAAAAAACACUUAUUUCGCCAACUUGGAUCCACCCGUAUUUCCUUCGAGAAUAUGUGUACGGUGCUCACGCAAAUUGAGUCUCAAAUGAACUCUCGACCGCUAUUGCCGAUGACUGAAGAGCCAGAUGACUUAGCUGCGCUCACUCCUGCUCACUUCCUAAUCGGAACUUCGAUGAAUACACUGCCCGACCCAGAUCUCAGCCACCUACCGAUGAAUAAACUCGAUCAAUACCAAAGUCUCCAACUGCAUACACAAAAGUUUUGGAAACACUGGCAACGAGAAUAUCUUCAAGAACUUCAAAAAGAUACCAAAUGCCGUGGACGUAACAAUCAAAUUAUACCUGGUAAACUAGUUAUACUCAUCGAUGACCUGCAACCUCCAAUUCGCUGGCCUUUGGCUCGCAUAGUGUCAACUCAUCCCGGCUCCGAUGGAAUCACUAGAGUCGUUUCGCUGCAGACCGCAAGAGGACUUAUUACACGACCUGUCUCUAAAAUAUGCCUGCUGCCAUAUGCUAUGGAAACUCCUGUGGCAGAUUCGUUCAACUGCAUCAGCAACAUGGUUUUAGAUAGAUAG
Molecule: messenger RNA, 3090 nt
Organism: Toxorhynchites rutilus septentrionalis
Lineage: Eukaryota; Metazoa; Arthropoda; Insecta; Diptera; Culicidae
Exons: 1
Coding region: 1-3090 (1029 amino acids)
Biological process (GO): DNA integration
Molecular function (GO): nucleic acid binding
Source: RefSeq, a predicted model, not a curated record